AUGACUCAACAGCCUCCUGCGCAUUCGCAGGAUGGCUCCUCAACCCAAAGCUCGCUUCAUGGACAGCUUGCUGCGUUUACCCCAACUACGGCUUCACAGCCAUCGAAUGCGGAUGCUUCUGAACAGGAACUAGUUCCUGCUGCGGGCAGUGAUUCGUUCGCCGCUUGGCUGAAUAGGUACCACUCGCGGACUCAUAGGCCCAUGCCGCAGGAGGGAACAGCAAGCCCGACUCCUCGUGUCUACUCACCCGACUACUCUUGUUCGCCUGUGCGAAUCCGGAACCAAUGGCAGCUCUCGCCAUAUUCCCCCAUUGGUGGUGAUGGCCAUUCCCAGACCAACCUCGCCCCAACCCAGGGAGCGACUGGCAAUAUCCAACACACUCCUCCGGCAGCUCUUGACUAUGAAGCCUACGAAGCCAGCCUGGCUCCAGCUUUUGUUUCUAGUUUGUCCCCUAGCUACCCUACCCCCCAAGGCGUCGAGGGCUUGGCGGAUCGACCGCAAGAGGCAGGCGCCGAUAAACCAACUCGAGGCUUUAUCGUGUCAUUGGUCGAUGCCAACACACCCCACGGUCACGUCCUUGAGGUACUCUUUACCAAGGAGUAUUACUCUCUCGAGCUUCUUUGCCUGAAGUAUAUCAAGGAUAAAGAAAUGUUUGCUCUCGCCUUUGCGGAUAUUCGGGAGGCCAUUGAUGCGAGAAACGGGUUAAAGGACAGUCAUCCUGAAUGGCGCAUUGCAUCAGCGACUGCCGAAGAGGUCGCAGGUAUUACUGGAGCGUCAGACUUCAUCGGGGAGUCCCCGCAAGGCGUGUUUCUUCUUUCCGUCCAAGUGCCUCCUCAACGAUUGCCCGACCCAAACACUGAGGAUUUCAUCAAGGGCCUAAUCAAUCACUUUGGCCAGGUGGAGCAAUUCGUGAUGAUUCAGAGGAGCGCCAGGCUGCUAAAGUACCGGGUGCAAUACUACAGCCUCCGUCAUGGAACCUGUGCCUUCACCUGUCUCGAUGGAUUAUUGUAUCAUGAUUUCCGUUUCGAGGUCUCCCCUGAAGUGUCUCCGUCCUUAGCCCCCAGCUUAGGCCAGCAAGGUCCCAUGACGCCUCACCAGGGCAACAGUGGCGAGUUUGAGUUCUCGCCGAAUAUGGGUGGGGGCAAGAUAGAUGGCAAUGAGCGGAUCAUCAGCCUCGCUCGAAUUCGAGAGGGACGGGAUGUUCGCACCACGAUCAUGAUUCAACAUAUUCCGAAAUUCCUUGAUUGCGACCAAGUGAUCGAGGUCUUGAAUCGAACUAGUCGUGGAGCAUACGAUUUCUUGUAUUUGCGUAUGGAUUGGCGAACACGCACCAAUUUUGGAUACGCAUUUGUCAACUUCGUGGACCCAUUGGAUAUCCUUACCCUCUAUGCUGCGAUUGCGGGCAAAAAAUGGCCCGACUGUCAAACUGCGGAGGACCCAGUGAAAAUCAGCUAUGCCAUGGUUCAAGGAAAGGACAAUUUGGUGACCAGGUUCCGCAACAGCAAUGUUAUGACCCGAGCUCCUAAGGAGCGACCCAAACUGUUCCAUACCAGCGGUCCUUUGAAAGGAUUGGAGGCACCCUUUCCUCCGCCAAAUGACGCCAGAAGGCUGCGUCGCUCAGUCACCAGCACCGCUCAGCAAGGUGUCUAUAACAAUGGGUCUCGAAGCCAAACUACACGUUCGUCACAACGCAACCGGAAUCGUUCGAACGUGCAGCGCACAUCGAAUCGUGCUACCCGUUAUCCUGCGGGAGGAUCAUUGCCCAAUGACAUCCCUUCGAGUUCUCCAUCAGCUCGAACAGAGCACGAUCCGCGCCACUCUAGGGGACAAUCAUUGCAGCAGGACUUCCCUUCCGGUUCCUCCUUCACCCGGCAGGAGAAUCAAACCAUGCGCCAAGUCGAGUGGCGAACUCCGCCUACGCCUCAGAAUAACCCUGAAACCCCUUCCUUGGUAUUGCACGGCAACCAAACCAUGCGCGCCUCCGUGGGACAAGACCUGCCUCAGAACAGCCCUUUGGCUUCUCCAUUGGCUCGAAUGGAGCGCGGCCUGCGUCACUCUAGGGGACAAUCAGUGUCCCAAAACGUUGCUCCGGCUUCGCCCUCAGCGGCGGUCGUCGCGCGGUCAGUCCACCACUCCUGGGGACAACACUAUCGCGCCCAACAACCGUCUUCGACCGAAAAUGCUUUUCCCUUUACCUGGGAG
Penicillium bovifimosum is the source of this 2202-nucleotide messenger RNA. RefSeq names its product RNA recognition motif 2. Gene Ontology annotation, molecular function: nucleic acid binding. NCBI's taxonomy places the organism in Eukaryota, Fungi, Ascomycota, Eurotiomycetes, Eurotiales, Aspergillaceae. The annotation marks the transcript as partial. The transcript has 14 exons. The record is from RefSeq and is a predicted model, not a curated record.